Messenger RNA from Zingiber officinale, 3256 nucleotides. Its product is annotated as putative disease resistance protein RGA3. The record is from RefSeq and is a predicted model, not a curated record. Gene Ontology annotation, molecular function: ADP binding. Bases 1 to 3111 code for a protein of 1036 amino acids. NCBI's taxonomy places the organism in Eukaryota, Viridiplantae, Streptophyta, Magnoliopsida, Zingiberales, Zingiberaceae. The transcript is spliced from 3 exons. Gene Ontology annotation, biological process: defense response to fungus.
AUGGCAGAUGGAUGGAUGGAUAAAAAGGGUAGGACUCUUAUAAAUCUUUUGGUGAAUGGUACCAAAGGAAAUGUAUUUGUCGAAUCAGUUAAUACUUCUGGCUAUUCUUACACAAUGGAUAAGAUGUUUGAGUUACUUUAUAAAUUUGUGUAUUGCAUUGGAGAAAAUAAUAUGGUUCAUAUUAUAACAGAUAAUGCAAGCCGCAAUGUCAAUGCAGGGAAGGAUUGCAGCAGGGUGUUGUGUACUGUGCAUCAACAAUCAGGGGCUGUGAGGGAGUGGAAAGCUCUGCUGUGUAGUAUUCCAACAGCAAACCCUGAGUUCCAGCACAAGGCACGGCUGCAAAUUGAGAAAUGCUCGAGCCACUUGUUGCUAAUUUCGCAAGGGAAACAAAAUUCUGAGAAGUUGCAAAGGAUAGCCGAGUUUCUUAUUGCAGAGUCAUCGAGUCUGAAAUCAAUCAAAGAUUUGAGCUACUUUGAAAGCAAGCAAUACAAUGCUUUUGAUGUUACUAAACAAAUCUAUGGGAGGAACAGUGACCGGGAGCAUAUCAUUAGCUGGCUACUGCUCGGUACAAAUUCCAGAUUUUCUCUUUUUGAGGAUGAACGCAGUAGAAAUAAGUUCUCUGCUAUUGCGAUAGUCGGCGAGGCAGGUGUUGGAAAAACAGCACUAGCUAAGGAAGUAUACAAUGAUCCCCUCAUAUGCAAAUACUUCAACUCAAGAGUCUGGCUUCACUUCACUGAGGAAUCUGAUGCUGUAAGCUUAUCAAAAGCAUUUUUUGUCUCUAUAACUGGAAAAUCAUGUGAUGGUAAAGAACCAGUUCAUCUUCAAAGUGUUAUGAAGGAAACACUAAAAGGAAAAAAGCUUUUGCUCGUGCUGGAUGAUCCUCAUGACCUGAAUCCGAGACUGUGGGAAUACUUGCAAGCUCCCUUAGCUGGUGUCAGAAUGGCCAAGUUUAUAAUUACUAGCCUGACUGAGCUAGACGCUAGCAAAUUAAGAGGAAUUGAAUCUUAUCCAUUGGGUUGCUUGCAUAUAGAUCUGUCAUGGGACUUAUUCCAGUACUAUGCAUUUCGUGAAGAUUCCAGUCACCCACCUGAACUCGUUGAAAUUGGAAAAUAUAUUGUACAAAAGUGCAGGGGAUUGCCUAUAGCUGUGAAAACUCUUGGAAGCCUUCUUGGUUAUCAAAUGGAUAGACGGAUAUGGAUAGAUGUUUUGGAGAGUGAAUUGUGGAAACUACAAGAAACUGAAAAUGACAUUUCUCCAGCACUUCAGUUGAGCUACUAUCUAUUGCCCACUUAUUUGAAACCGUGUUUCCUCUACUGUUCUCUGUUUCCUAGGGGAUGUAAGUUUGACAAAUAUGAGUUAGUCAGAUUGUGGAUGGCCCAAGGUUACAUUCAGCAUGAGGAUGAGGAUGAGGAUGAUCAAAGUCUGGAAACCGUUGGUUGUAAUUACUUCCAUGAGUUGCAGAUGUUAACAAUUUUUGACAGAUCAUGGGAUGGGACAUUCACAAUCCAUGACUUGCUAUAUGAUGUGUCGAAGUAUAUGUCAAAUGGAGAAUGCUCUUCCUUGUCAGAUGGGAAGAUGUAUACGGACUCAGGUAAAAUUCGCCAGUUAUAUGUGACAAGUAGCAAGAAGACAAAUGAACUCCACUCUUCUAAUGAAAACUUGACAUUGCAGUUAUUAUAUAAAAGUUUAGGUGGUGUCUUACCUAAUGAUAUUUUAACUAUGGCAUUGAUCAAGUCCAUGCAAGGCAUUCGGGCCUUGGAGUUGACACAUCAUGGAGAUUCUUCAAUAGCUGAAACAAUUCAGGAGAGAGCAUUGGAUAAACUUAAUGCAUCUUCAGUAUCAAACCUACGAUUCAUUCACUUGCGCUAUCUUCGAAUUUGUGAUAGAUUUAUUGAACUCCUUCCUGCAGCUGUGUGUCAGCUUUACAACCUCCAGACACUGACCUUGGACAAAUGUUUAAAGUUAAGAGAACUACCAAGUGACAUAUGCAUGCUUGUUAACCUACGCUAUCUUGAACUUUCUGAAGCAAACAUUGAAAUGUUUCCGGAAUCUAUUUGUCUGUUAAGAAACCUUCAAUCCUUGAUAGUUGAUUAUUGCAGAAAUCUGAAGGAGCUACCCCGCAACAUUGGCAAUCUUUUCAACCUUUGUCAUCUUGGGCUUUGUGGAACAUCUAUCAAAAGGUUGCCUGAAUCUGUCGAUCGCUUAUCCAAACUGCCAACACUAAAAUUGGACCACUGCAAAAUCCUAAUGGAGUUGCCCAGUUCCAUAGGAAACCUUGUGAACCUUCAACAUGUAACUGUUUGUAAGACAAAAAUCACAAAACUACCUGAGUCCCUCUGUUUGUUGUCCAACCUGCUCACUUUAGAUUUGGCUUACAGCAAUCUUUCAGAAUUACCCAAUGACAUAGGUAACCUCUCCAACUUAAAUUACCUUGCACUUUCAUAUACAAAUAUUUCUAUUCUUCCAGAGGCAUUAUGUCAAUUGACUAGCCUUCGUACAUUGAAGUUGAAUGGUUGCACAAAUCUUUCUCAAUUACCGAGUGGUAUUGGAGCCUUGAAAAGAUUAAGCCACCUGGUAGUUUCUGGCAUAGAUAUCGAACAUAUGCCAGCGUCUGUAUGCCAAUUGUUUAGCCUAGAAGCUCUUGAGAUGGAUGGCUGCAGAAGGUUUUUCAGUUUACCUGAUGACAUUGGAUAUCUUACUGAACUGCGUCAACUUAAGCUUUCGGAUACAGAAAUACAAGAGUUACCUGAAUCAAUAUGUCAGCUAUCUAAGCUGCAAAAUCUGGAGCUGAAUGGUUGCCAAAGGCUCUCCAAGUUACCUGAGAGUAUUGGAGAUCUUUCAGAACUUAGUAAUCUAGAAGUCACAGAGACAAAAAUCAAGGCAUUGCCCGUAUCAUUCUGUCGGCUUUCUAAUCUGCAAGUGCUAAAUCUGAAUGGUAAUUUGGAUCUUCAAGAGUUGCCCAGUGGCAUUGAAAACCUUGCUAAUUUGUCUCAACUUGAACUUUCUGAAGUUGGCAUUGAGGUACUUCCUAGAUGCAUUGGCAGAUUGACUAACCUAGAGAAGUUGAGUUUUGAGCACAAGCAGAAACCAUUUGAGAAUUAUCAGUUAUAAGCUUACUAAAGAAGACACUCUCAACUGUUGUGUUCUUACCACUUGCAGUCUUGGUACGCAAAUUUCAUGUUUUGAAUUAUUAUAACAGUUUGUCGAUGCUGCUUUCUUUGUUUCUGAAAAAUGCAACUCUUAGAAGUUUACCUGG